AUGGGUAUCCUCUCCAAGCAAGCGCUCGAGGGCAUCGCCGCGUACAAGUACAAGCCCGGCCAGUACACGUGGCUGGACCUCCAGCUCAACCACUACUGGAACUUUAUGGUCGAGCUCCUCCCGCUCUGGAUGGCGCCCAACCUCGUGACACUCACGGGCACGAUCAUCAUGGCCGUCACGACCGGCUCGCUCCUCGCGAUCUGCCCGCAGUUCAUCGGCGCCGCGCCCGCGUGGGCCUACAUCGUCUGCGGUCUCGGGCUCUUUGUCUACCAGACGCUCGACGCCAUUGACGGCAAGCAGGCGCGUCGCACGGGCUCGUCAAGCCCGCUCGGCCAACUCUUUGACCACGGCUGCGAUGCGCUGAGCACGCUCAUCAACAUGUUGAGCGCGGUCGCGGCGCUCGAGCUCGGCCCGUCGUACGCGGCGUACGCGACGAUCUGCACGGUCUCCGUCACCUUUUACCUCGCGCAAUGGGAAGAGUACCACACUGGCACGAUGAGCUGCGGCAAUGGCUACUUUGGCGUCACCGAAGGCCAACUCGUGCUUGUCUUUGUGCACUUGCUGACCGCGGCAGUCGGCGGUGACUUUUGGCGCCUCGAGGUGCCCUACACGCCGUACACGUUUGCCGAAGUCCUCGUCGUCUCGUUGGUGCUGAGCAACAUCAUUCUUUCCUACACCAACAUCACCAACGUCUUUUACGCGCCGGCCGACCACCUCCAAGGCGAAGAGCUUGGCAACAAGCAGGUCUCCAAGGCCGUCGCGUUGGCCCAGCUCUUCCCGCCGUUCGCGGUCACGCUCGCCGGCUACCUCUUGAUUGCGGCCUACCGCCCGCAGUACGAUGCCUACCCGCUCCUCUUCCUCGUGCCCAUUGGCCUCAGCUUUGUCAUGUUCUCGUCGCGCAUGAUUGUGAGCCAUAUGUGCAAGGUGCCGUUCACGCCGCAGUUCCGCAUCCUCUUCCCGCUCGUUGCUCUCUUGGCAGCGACGUACUCGCAGGUCGAGGCCUUUGCGGCCGUGCCGCCGCUCGUGGCGCUGACGGGCUACUGCGGCAUCGUGCUCUUCAUCUACUUUCAUUACAUGCUCUCGGUCGUCUUUGAGAUCUGCGCCCACCUCCAGAUCCCGCUGCUCACGCUCCCGGCCAAGGCGACCAAGGCCGAGUAG
Messenger RNA from Saprolegnia diclina VS20, 1158 nucleotides. RefSeq lists its product as hypothetical. Gene Ontology annotation, molecular function: phosphotransferase activity, for other substituted phosphate groups. The coding region runs from base 1 to 1158 and encodes 385 amino acids. The record is from RefSeq and is a predicted model, not a curated record. The transcript has 9 exons. Gene Ontology annotation, biological process: phospholipid biosynthetic process. Gene Ontology annotation, cellular component: membrane. NCBI's taxonomy places the organism in Eukaryota, Oomycota, Saprolegniomycetes, Saprolegniales, Saprolegniaceae.